Acomys russatus (golden spiny mouse) is the source of this 1091-nucleotide messenger RNA. Its product is annotated as gem-associated protein 8-like. The record is from RefSeq and is a predicted model, not a curated record. Gene Ontology annotation, biological process: spliceosomal snRNP assembly. The coding region runs from base 87 to 806 and encodes 239 amino acids. NCBI's taxonomy places the organism in Eukaryota, Metazoa, Chordata, Mammalia, Rodentia, Muridae. Gene Ontology annotation, cellular component: SMN complex. The transcript has a single exon.
AGGAUAAAACGCCCACUGCCCGACGUCCCAUCACAUUUGUAAGCUUUGUGCCCACGAGUUGGACUUUCCAAUCAGAGAUAGAAGCAAUGGCAUCAAGAUGGCGAGCAAGCGAAUCUUGGUAUUCUCACCCAGCAUAUGCAAAAUACUGGCGACAUUAUUUUCACGCAAUGGCUUGGAUGCACAGCUACCAGAAUGCCUACAGGAAGUUCAGGGCCUCCUGUUUCAGUUCCCCAUGGUUCUCUCCUCAUGCAGUUCUACCUUGGAGCUCUCAUGUUUAUGAAGCUGGGCAUCCCUCAGCCUUCCAAGCGCAGCAGCACGUGGCCUGGCAGGAGCCACCCUACACCUCUUUAUAUUUUCAAGGCUCUAGGCAGCCUCUGGAUGCCCUAGGUGGGACCCAGGAAGCCACAAGAGAAGGUGGGGAGCUGUGUGGAGGGGAAAAGCAGGAGUCGGAGUCAGACGAUGAGGUAGAAUGCGAUCUGAGCAAUAUGGAAAUCACCGACGAGCUGCGCCAGUACUUUGCAGAGACCGAGAGGCACAGAGAAGAGCGAAGGCGACAGCAGCGCCUGGACGAGGAGCACCUGGGUGGCUAUGUGAAUGCCGACCAUGACCUGUACUACAGCUGCCACCAGUCAGUGGAGCCCCCGUCAGAGAAGCCGGGGGCGCGGCGCCAGGCUGAGAUGAAGCACUUGUAUGGGGACAGUGCUCCCAAGAUCCUGGCCAUGGAGGCUUCCAUACAGCUGAAUUUUGACAAGAAAUAUGACAGAAAGAAGCCCAAGUACUGGCCUGUCAUCCCCCUGAAGUUCUGAACCCUGAGCACAGGGAGCCUAGGGAAUGCCUCCUGAACACAGCCCUCGGCUUCACUUCCUUUGUUUUUGGACACAUUCUCUUCAUCUGUUCUUCUGGACAUUUCUCAGAGAAAGAGGUUCAUAGACUGGCAGAGACAUGUUCAAGUCCCAGUGGGUCCUUCAUAUGGCGGAUGCCAUCUACCAGCCACCUAGAAUUCUGUCAGCAGGAGGGACACUGUUGUCAGCAUGAGAAAGAUGCCCCUGACAGAAAGCCAUAGUUGUGUGUGUGUGUGUGUGUGUGUGUGU